Molecule: messenger RNA, 192 nt
Organism: Fusarium poae
Lineage: Eukaryota; Fungi; Ascomycota; Sordariomycetes; Hypocreales; Nectriaceae
Exons: 1
Source: RefSeq, a predicted model, not a curated record
CUUGGAUAUUGGGGUAUUUUCAAGGAUGUCGAAUCUCUUCACGAAAUGGCUGAUUAUGUCAGGAAGGAGAACAAUUGCUCAGAGAUCUCGAUAUGUCCAGGAUUGCAUGCCAGCAGAGUUGUUGGUAUUGACGAGACAGGCUCAUGGCGAAGGGCUGAAGGAGGUACUAAAACAGUUGAAGAAUCUAGAUAG